Messenger RNA from Rhincodon typus (whale shark), 726 nucleotides. It is a transcript of the gene rpl24, whose product is annotated as ribosomal protein L24. Gene Ontology annotation, molecular function: structural constituent of ribosome; mRNA binding. The record is from RefSeq and is a predicted model, not a curated record. Gene Ontology annotation, cellular component: cytosolic large ribosomal subunit. Lineage: Eukaryota; Metazoa; Chordata; Chondrichthyes; Orectolobiformes; Rhincodontidae. Gene Ontology annotation, biological process: cytoplasmic translation. The transcript has 6 exons. Bases 211 to 684 code for a protein of 157 amino acids.
CGCUCGCUGAUUGGCUUCUGUCAGGGCUCAAUAACAUGCCACCCUUUUUUCGAGAAACAAUCAAAUUCGUUUAAAUUGUUUCCUCCAAACAUAUACGUUUUAAUUUUGCAGCCGCGAUUUGUUUUAUAUUUCUCCCCACUCCUCCCCUCCGGAAAGUUGAGGGCUUUACCCACAAUCCUCCUUUUCCCUCGCGCCAUCUUAACUGUCGACAUGAAGGUCGAACUGUGUAGUUUUAGUGGGUAUAAGAUAUACCCGGGUCACGGGAAGCGCUAUGCCAGGAUUGAUGGGAAGGUUUUCCAGUUUCUGAAUUCAAAAUGCGAGUCAGCAUUCCUCUCCAAGAGAAACCCUCGACAGAUCAACUGGACUGUCUUGUACAGGCGCAAGCACAAAAAAGGACAAUCUGAAGAAAUUCAGAAAAAGCGCUCCCGUCGUGCAGUGAAGUUCCAACGAGCUAUCACUGGUGCCUCUCUUGCCGAGAUUAUGGCUAAGAGGAAUCAGAAGCCUGAGGUGCGCAAGGCUCAACGUGAGCAAGCAAUCAGGGCUGCCAAAGAGGCUAAGAAGGCCAAAGCUGCAACAAAGAAAGUCAGUGCAGCUACAACUAAGGCUACUCAAAAGGCAGCACCCAAACAGAAGUUUGCUAAGCCAGUGAAGUCUCAGGCACCACGUGUUGGUGGAAAACGUUAACUAUCUAACUGUAUCUGUAUAAUAAAACCUGAAUAAGAUUUA